This is a messenger RNA of Closterium sp. NIES-65, 2250 nucleotides long. The record is from the annotation of a GenBank genome assembly. Lineage: Eukaryota; Viridiplantae; Streptophyta; Zygnematophyceae; Desmidiales; Closteriaceae.
AUGUCCAAUUUCAGUUGGCCUGGAUCGGGUAACCCGAAUGCGUUACUUAUGAUGAGUCAAGCGCAUAUGUUCGGUGGAAUGGGCGGAUUCGGCGGAAGCUCAGGCGCGGGGUCUCCGCCCGACCGCGGGUGUAUUCACGGGGAAGGGGAGGCGUCGGGGCAGCAGCAGCAAGGGCGGAGCCCGUCCGCGGCGGCUGCGCGUUCCGCCGCCAGCGAGAGGCUCGGGCGCAGGCGCGGGGAGGAGCGGAGCAGCCGUGGAGGACCCGCGCGGAGCGGAGUGGACGACGCGCGGAAAGGGACCUUGCGGAAAAGCGCCAGCACGAAGUCCGCAGGUUCCCGGGGUCCAGCGGCAACUGCACCUGCUGGCGUUAUCGGCGGAGGCGGAGGCGGGGGGGGAGCGGUUGGCGCGAUGUCAACGACGAGUGGGCGGAGCAUGAAGAGCACGAUGAAAAGCGGGGCGCGUGCUGCGGCGAAGGGCGGAAAGGGGAAGAAGCGCAAGGAGAUGGCUGCUGUUGACGGUGCGGAAGCUCUGGCACAAGCGCAACAGGAGCAAGCGCAAGAGCGCGCGGAAGGAUCAGCGGGAGCAGCCGCGGAAGCAGCGGGAGGAGCGGGAGUGGGAGCGGGAGCAGCAGAGGAGGAGCUGUUUCGGGGAAUUGAGGUUCUUCGCGCUGCCGCCGUAGCUGCGCGGGAGGAGGAGAGGCGCGCGCGCGCCGCAGCCGAGCAUCCGGGGACUGGACUUGGCUGCGCGGCGGAUGCGGCGGCGGAGGAGACUGCAGCGCAGGCGGAAGAGGAUGUUGACGACGCGCGGAUGGUCGCUGCGCGGGCGGACGCGGAUGAGCGAACGGGCGCGGAAGAAGGAACGGAAAUGGCGGAAAGGGGUGGUCUGGCGGAUCAGAAGGGAGAGAGCUUCGGGGAGCAGCGCGAGGCGCGGGCUCUAGGGCGCUUCCGCGCGGCUGCUGCCGCGGCUGCCGCUGCCGCCGCCGCAGGUGUUGCUGCUGGGUGUGCAAGCAGUUACCAUGGCGGGGUGGUGGCUAGCGAAGGAGGCUUGCUCCUCCCUGCUGCCGCCCCUACUCGUCGUGCUCCUGCUGUAUCCGCCCCUGCCUCGUCUCCUGCUGCUGCUGCUGCUCCCGCAGGCGCGGAGGCGGCGGGAGGCAUGCUGGCGAUGGUGCUGGGGAUGGCGGGAGGCGUGGAGGACGAGGAGGAGGAGCGGUUCCGGCGGGAGAGCAGGAAGCGGAGCAGGCGCGCGGAGGAGGGGCGGGGUCUGGGCGCGGGGGAAGCGGACGGGGAGGUCGCGGGGGAGAGCAAGAGGGGGAAGUGGGAGGGAGGGGAGGGAAGGGGGGAGAUGUGUGUGGGUGACUUGAUUGGUGCGGUGGGACAGAAGGAGUUUUGGCGGGUGCGGAAGGGCAUUGUGAGGCAGCAGCACAUAUUCUCCACUCAACUGUUUGAGCUGCACCGGCUGAACAGGGUGACUCCUCGCCUCGCCAUGAUUCCUGACUUCCCCGCUUUCACCGACGCACCGGCUGCUACUGAAGGCUCCUCCGGAGCAGCUAUGUCAGCAGCAGCCAUGCCAGAAGCACCAUUCUCUUCUGCGUUGGAUUUGUCAGGUAAAGCAGGGGCGAGUGGAGUCGCAGCGGCGGCAGCACCUGCUGCAGCAGCAGCGUCGGCAAGCAAGGGUGGUGCUGCAGGAUGGUCGUUCCCUCUCUAUGCUCGCUUUGCCAAGAAUGCUGACCCGGCUGCUGCUGCCGCUGCUGCUGCAGCCGCCAUUGCUGCCGACGCUGCUGGUGCCAAACCUGUCGCCGCGCCUGCUGCAGCUUCGGACAACGCCACUGCUGCCCGAGCAACGGCCGUCACCCCAGCCUCGUUCGGGUUCAUGACAGGCUCGGAAUCUGCCGGACCUGAAGGCUCGGAUGUGUUUGGAUUGAGCUGGGGUACCGUGCCUGAGUCAGAAGCUGGGGAAGGGGAAGGGAGCAGAGGAGAAGGGGAGAGGAAGAAGAAAGAGGGGAAUUCAUCAAAGUAUGCUGCUAUGCUCAGUGCCAUGGGCCUGCCAGCUGAUUUUACCAUGCCUGCCAAUCUUGGCAUCCCUGCCAAUUUUGGCAUGCCUGCUAAUUUCGGUAUGCCUGGACAAGCAGGCAUGGCUGAGGCCAUGGGCAUGAGCUUUGGUAUGGGAACGAACAUGAACAUGGGGAUGGGGAUGGGCUUGGGGACGGGUAUGGGCAUGGAUAUGGGUGCUGCUGCCGGGGCAGUCACGUGA